Messenger RNA from Symbiodinium necroappetens, 390 nucleotides. The record is from the annotation of a GenBank genome assembly. NCBI's taxonomy places the organism in Eukaryota, Dinophyceae, Suessiales, Symbiodiniaceae.
CGGACGAACACCCUGAAUGCCGAUCCCUACCAUCCGCCGUUGCUGCAAGGGUGCCCACUCGCCAAGCACUUGCAGUUGCAGAAGUGCUUGGUGAUGGGCGAUGAUGAUGAGGAGGAUGACACAUGCCCCCUAUGCAUGCAGCCGAUGGACGAGACGGAUAUCUCCUUCUUUCCUUGUUCCUGCAAUUACCAGGUUUGCUUGUUCUGCGUCCAUUACAUCAUGGAGCAAAUGAACGGCAAAUGUCCGGCAUGCAGACAGGACUACGUGGAGUCCCAAUUCAGGUAUGAUGCGAGCCGUGCCCAGUCAUUCCGCGAAAAACGCGCAGAGAAGAAGAAGGGUGGCAGCAAGAAGGAGGAGGUGCCUCGCGAGGAUCGUCGUGGUGUACAUUGA